Molecule: messenger RNA, 2306 nt
Organism: Phytophthora sojae
Lineage: Eukaryota; Oomycota; Peronosporomycetes; Peronosporales; Peronosporaceae
Exons: 1
Coding region: 61-2226 (721 amino acids)
Molecular function (GO): dipeptidyl-peptidase activity
Source: RefSeq, a predicted model, not a curated record
GCGGCGGCGGCGGCGCCCGCCGGCGGCCAGCCCGAGGCCGCGGCCAACACCAAGUACUACAUGAAGAACGCCGUGUUCUCCAUGCUGUCGCUGUACCUGGCGCACCAGUUCGCGGGCUACAUCUCGAACCGCGAGGACCCCGUGGCCUGCGAGCUGCACGUGAACGACCACUCGUGGUUCGGCGAGAGGCGCUACGAGUCGCUGCGCUUCUUCGACCCCAAGCACACGCACCACGAGACGCAGUACGUGGCCAUGCGCGACGGCGCCGACCUGGCCGUGGACACGUACCUGGCCGACUACCUUUGGGACAAGCAGCAGAAGGUGCCCACCGUGCUCUUCCCCACGCGCCACGGCCGCGGCUACACGCUCGACUUCCCCUUCAACAUCUUCACGCGCUACGAGCGCAAGUUCACCAACCCGCGCGUCAACGCCUACGUGCAGCGGUUCGUGACCAACGGCUACGCCUGGGUCUCGGUGGACGUGCGCGGCACGGGCGCCUCGGCCGGCACCAAGGAGUUCGACUUCGCCGACGCCGAGGUGCAGGACGCGUACGACGUCAUCGAGUGGAUCACGCAGCAGCCCUGGAGCAACGGAGAGGUGGCCACCUUCGGCCAGGGCCUGGACGGCGUCGGCGCGCUGCUGGUCGCGGCCAGCGGCCACCCGGCGCUCAAGGCCGUGUCGGUCAACAGCGCGCCCGUGGACGUGUUCCAGGAUGCGCUGUUCCCCGGCGGCGUGAAGAACGACAAGGCGCUGAGCGACUGGGCGUCGUUCACGGGCGCUACCGACCGCCAGAUCCGCUGGGACUCGAUCCCGACCUUCAAGCCGCGCCUCAUGCUCAAGCACUUCGGCGGCAACGUCUACCGCGUGGACGAGGACGACGCCAAGUUCGACAACUACAUCUACCAGCACACCAAGAACGCGGACCUCGCGCAGGAGCUCAAGGACGUGCGCUUCCGCGACGACAAGCUGGCUUCUGUGGGUGUCACGGCCGAGCAGCUGGACGCCAUCCGCCACCUCGGCGCCAUCGCUGCGUCCGGCGUGGCCCUGCAGACUUCUGCCGGUUUCUUCGACAUGGGCGUCGCGCGCUCCAGCAUCCUGCUCUUCAAGUACCUGACCAACACGCUGGACGCCGACAUUGCGUCGCUGCUGCCGGAGCUGCCCAAGGAGGCUCUGGAGGCGAUCGAGAAGGACGCGACCCACCACCGUCUCACGCUCGGCCCGUGGAGCCACGUCGGUGUCGACAACGCCGACCCGUUCGCCGUGUCCAAGCAGAAGUGUUUCUACCACCUGGACGAGGUGAGCCGCUUCUUCGACCACCACAUGUACGUCAACCGCCGCAAGAUCACCAAGCUCGAGGACGAGCUGCCCGUGCACUACUUCACCAUGGCGCACAACCGCUGGAAGGAGUCGAGCUCGUGGCCGCCGGCCUACCUGAGCGAUGAGGUGCUCUACCUUGGCGCUGGCCAGGAGUUCCAGGCCGAACCGGAGACGGAGGCCAACGAAGUGACCCGCAACGUGACCAUCAAGCCCUCGCUGGACGCUGUCUCGCGCUGGGAUAUGCUGGACCACCUCUUUGGUCUGCGUCCGAUGUACUACCACGACCGCGCGCCGCUGGCCGACCAGUACACGACGUUCCUGACGCCGGAGCUGCCGCUGACGGAGAUCACGGGCGAGGCCGAGCUGCGCCUCUUCUUCUCGGUGGACAAGCCGGACGUGAACCUCGUGGCCUACCUCGAGGACGUCGACUACACGGCCCCGUUCCCGAACGAGAACAAGCGCCCCGGUGUCACGUACAUCACGGAGGCGCUGCUCAACCCCGUGCACAAGACCAUCCGCCCGGACUCGAGCGUGCACUCGUUCAAGCGCGCGGACUCGCGCGAGAUCGUGCCCGGCCAGGUCUACGAGGCCGUCUUCCGCUUCGAGCCGACGUCGUACGUGGUCAAGCGCGACCACCAGAUCCGCGUGUCCGUGGGCGUGACCAGCCCGCCGGACUUCGGCUCGGCCGGCGAGAAGGAGGCCACCAAGCUCACGAUCCACUUCGGCGGCACGUACCCGACAAAGCUCACGCUGCCGUCGUACACUGGCAUCUACAACGCCAAUAUCGUGCCGCGCGUGGAGGCGGUGGACGACCUGGAGAGUAUCCCGACCGAGUCCACCGAGAAGCCUGCGGAGGAGGAGGCCGUGGACGAGUUCGCCGAUGAGCCCCAGGCCAAGGACGAGCUGUAGGUUUGUAUUAGGCACGAGCCAUUCAGUGUCAGUGAAGGCGCUGCAGUCUCAAGUACAUAGAUCGAUGAUUGGUAAGCUUU